AUGUCCGGGCGGUUUGUGCGUUCCUCCAAGUAUCGCCACGUCUUCGGGCGUUCGACACGAAAGGAACAAUGUUACGAUAAUCUUCGCAUCUCGCGAAAUGCGUGGGAUACCAAUCUAAUCAAGGUCAACCCAAAGCACUUGGCCGUCAAUUGGGAAGCCGGUGGUGGUGGAGCCUUCGCUGUCAUUCCCCUCGAGGAACGGGGCAAACUACCGGAGCGCAUUCCUCUAUUCCGCGGGCACACUGCUGUCGUUCUCGACACCGACUGGAAUCCCUUCAACGAUGAUCUGAUUGCUUCGGGUUCCGACGACGGAAAGGUCUUCCUCUGGCGGGUUCCAGAUAACUUCACCGUUCGCCCCGAUCUCGACGCGGAUGACAUCCAGGACAUUGCGCCUGUUGCAAAGCUAAGCGGCCACUCCAAGAAGGUCGGCCACGUGCUCUUUAACCCCGCGGCGGAAAACGUGCUGGCAACGGCCUCGGGCGACUAUACUGUGAAGAUCUGGGAUAUCGAGGCGGGCGCACCAAAGCUGACACUGAACAUCGGCGACAUUGUGCAGUCACAGUCAUGGAGCGCCAACGGUUCCCUGCUGGUCACUACCUCGCGCGACAAGAAGCUCCGUAUUUGGGAUGUUCGUCAAGAGCGCCCGGCACACGAAACAGCCGGACACUCUGGAGCCAAGAACAGCCGUUCUGUUUGGCUGGGUGAGCGCGACCGGAUCGUGACCACUGGUUUCUCCAAGAUGAGUGAUCGUCAGCUGGCUCUGUGGGACAUCCGUGCGGCCCGCGAGCCCAUUAACGGAUUCAAAACUCUGGACUCCAUCUCCGGUGUUUGCAUGCCAUUCUGGGAUGAUGGUAACAGCAUGUUAUAUCUGGCCGGACGAGGUGAUGGAAACAUCCGCUACUUCGAAGUCGAAAACGAUAAGUUUGAGUUCCUCUCCGAGUACAAGUCUGCCGAUCCCCAACGUGGUGUCGCAUUCAUGCCCAAGCGUGGUGUCAACAUGCACGAUAAUGAAAUUGCGCGUGCCUUCAAGACUGUCAACGACGGCUACAUUGAGCCCGUCUCAUUCAUCGUGCCCCGCCGAUCAGAAACCUUCCAGGACGACAUCUACCCACCCACCACUGGUUUAACCCCUGCAAUGGGAUCAUCUGAGUGGUUCGGCGGUAAGGAGGCCAUUCCUCCCAAGAUUUCCAUGGAAAGCCUAUUUGAAGGAAACGGUCUCAAGGAGGUUGAGGGUGUACAAGAGAAGCCCACUGGAGCUAUGGAUGCCCCGGCUCCCAAGCCCGCUGAGCCGGAGGUCAAGAAGCCCGAGCCUGUGGCUCCGAAGGCCGCUCCUGAGCCUACCCCGGAACCCACACGCCUGGCCCGUCCCGCCCCAUCUAUGAAGGAGCAGGGUGGAGCCAUGUCAGCGAUGGUAAACAAGUUUGCCGACGAGGAGGAGGCUACUCCCGCCGAUGAUGACGAUUCUAGCUUUGAUGAGGUUCCUAAGCCCGUCGAGCGCGCUACCCGCUCUCCCGUCGUCGAGCCGUCAUCCCCGAGGGUUAGCAGCCCCUUGCGUCCCAAGGAGGAGCCCAAGCCGCAACCUGUUGUUGCUACUGCUACCCCCGCUGCCGCUCCCGCCCCCGCUCCCGCAUCCCCUGCUAGCGAGUCGAGCGUCCCCACCGCCACCGUCUCCAAGGAGAUCGAGGAGAUCAAAAACCUGAUUGCCGCGCAGACGAAGACUAUCGCUGAGCAGGCGCAGCAGAUGCAGACUUUGACUGCUGAGAUCGAAGCGCUGAAGACAAAGCUGACUUAA
Messenger RNA from Penicillium odoratum, 1791 nucleotides. RefSeq names its product coronin. Gene Ontology annotation, molecular function: actin filament binding. Bases 1 to 1791 code for a protein of 596 amino acids. Gene Ontology annotation, biological process: actin filament organization. The transcript has 9 exons. Lineage: Eukaryota; Fungi; Ascomycota; Eurotiomycetes; Eurotiales; Aspergillaceae. The record is from RefSeq and is a predicted model, not a curated record.